AUGUAAAUUCUUCAGGAGCUUCACUGAGGCGUCAAACCUUCCUUUUUUAAUUUUAUUUUUACCUUAGAUUGGGUAUGGAUUGCACGCUGAUUGAACGACUCUAAAGAGAGCAGACUUCAGUGAAAAUGAAUUAUCUUCCAUUUGGGUUGUUGGUAUUAUUGACCCUCUCAACAAAUUUUUUUUGUAACACAGCACAAGGGGAUCCUUUUGUAUUAGAGAAGACCCAGAUCACAGUUGAAGAAGGCUCCUGUGUUGAAAUCAAAUGUAAAUACUCAAGUUAUUAUGUAGAUGCUGAAGGUGGAACCUGGUUUUGGUUGAAUAAUGCAACCUGGAACCAGAAUACAGGCUACACUGGGACUGUUCUUUACAGCAAUGAUGAGUCAAAGCGGUCCGUCAGUCAACUCUUUAAAAACAGAGUGAGACAUACAGGUUCUUCACAUGGAACUGCUGGACGACAAGCAUAUCAACUGUGUCAAAUUUCCAUCUGUAAUCUGACUGUGAACGACAGUGGAAAUUAUAUGUUCAGAUUUGAAGGAAAAACUUCAACCGUUAAAUGGGCGACAGAGCCAAGAGCUACCCUAACUGUUGGUGUUGCUCCUCAAGUUGAGAUACUGAUUAAAGAUCAGAGUGAAGGAACAUUACAAGACAUCAAAGAAGGGAACAGCAUCAUCCUGGAGUGCAGACUGAAGAAAAGCAAGCCAAAACCUGACAGCUUUUUCUGGCAAAAAGAUGGGAAAGACAUUGAAAAUAGUCAGAUUUAUGAAUUGAUGAGGAUCAAACCAGAGGACAGAGGAAACUACACAUGUGGAGCCAGAAACCUGAUUGGCUCUGGAACAUCACAGUCCAUUAAUCUUGAUGUUAAAUACAAGCCGAUGAAUAUCACCAUUUCCACUUGGGGCCUUCAUAAUAACACAGUUAAAAUCAACAGCAGCGUCUCUUUGACCUGCAAUGCUGCAGCAAAUCCACAGCCACAGUUCUCCUGGUACAAACAGUCUGAAGGCCGACAAAAGAUUUCAAUAACGGACCAAAGGGCUUUGAAUAUAAGUCGGGUUCAAAGAACAGAUGAAGAAUGUUACGUUUGCACUGCAUCCAACACCCUUGGUCAGGGGAAAGACAGUUCACCUUCUUGUAUACAAGUUCUGUUUCCUCCCACCAACGUCCUGCUGACCAUGGACACAAAGGUCAGAGAGGGUCGGCUCAUCACAGUCAACUGUACCGCUGAAAGUUUUCCAGCUGCUACUUUCACUGUUGAAACAUCUUCAACAUCAUAUAAUUACUCUUCAGGAAAAACUUUGUCUCAAUCGAAAAAACACACUUUCAUAAAUGAAUUUAAAGCAACUUCAGCUCACAAUGGAUCUUACAUCUGCAUUGCAUCAAACAGUGAAGGGAAUCAGAGAAGCCAGGAGAAGAAGCUGGAGGUUGAAUAUUCUCCUAAAGAUGUGAAAGUAGAAGCAAAGCCUGGAUCUGUCGUAAAGGAAAAUCAGCCUUUCUCACUGGACUGCAGCUUCCAUUCUAACCCAUCCGUCUCUUCACUCACCUGGAUGAAGAAGACCAAUGACGGCAGGGAAAUGACUGUGAGUUCUGGGAGGAAAUACUCUGUGAAAUCUGCCCGUCCCUCUGACAGUGGAUGGUACAGCUGUUCAGCUACAAAUGAUGUUGGAACAGGAAAAUCCCAGCCUGUGCAGAUUACAGUCCAUUAUGCUCCAAAACAAACAACAAUCAUCAAAGGUGAAGAGCUGUUGCAUGAUGGGAAACGUUUAGUGACUCUGAGCUGCAGCAGUCAGUGCUAUCCUCCUGCAACUUAUGUCUGGUACAAAAAACCAGAAAAUAAAGAAGUCUCCAGUGGAAAUAACUUCACAGUUUUCUCAGACCAAGCAGGAGAGUACUAUUGUGUUGCUAAAAAUGAGAUCGAUCAAGGAGUCUCUGCACCCAUCAGACCGUUUGAUAACGACUUAACAACUGUGAAACUUUUGUUGAUUGGCCUAAGUUUGAUCUUCAUAAUUGUUUUAAUUUUUCUUUUAUACAGACACAGGAGGAACAAAUUACUUCAGCAAGGAACCACGAACAGACCUGUCUGCAGUAAUCUUGUGGUGUGCUGGAGUGGAGCUUUCAAUCAGGCGGCUUCAGCAGAGCCUUUCAGAAGCAGAGAGGACCUCUUGCCAGACCAGGACCGGCGUCCAAAAGCAUCACAAGGACAACAGCGCCCUAAUGUCCCGUCUGCAUCCAACGUGGACUCUAUUUACAGCGUAGCAAAACUGCCCAAGAAAAUACAGGCUUCCUCAGCAGACAAGCCAAUGGCAAAGCAACAAGGACACAUGGAUGAUGAUUCUCUCAACUAUGCUUCCCUGCACUUUAAAAAUAAGCCAAAGAACACAGCAUCAAGGAUACCAGAGGAGGAUGUUGUGUAUGCUAAAGUCUGUAAAUCCAAGCCUUCAAAUGAGGAAGAAGAGGAGCAGAUGGAUUAUGUAAACAUCGAUAUGGCCACAGGAGCCAACCCUCAGAAUGUAUGGAACUCUGACUCUGACACCAGUGACGAUACUGUGGAGGUCAAUUAUGCACAGGUGAACUUUAAACCAAAGGCUGGACACCACAGAACCAGGAGAAACUCCAGCAGCUCUCAGGAAGAAACUCAGUAUUCUGAAGUCAAGUUCAACUGAGGCCUUAAAAGUGUUUUUGCUGGUGGAGACAAGAGGCUUUACCAGAACUGUUGUAAAAAUCCCAGAAAGUCAUUAAAAUGAUGCAUUAUUGAGUAAAUGUGUCACCACCCAUAAGACCUCCAUCAUGGUCUACAGGCCUGUCACCAGCCACUGCGACUACUGCUAUUCACUCCUCUUCUGCUUUUCCCACAAAUCUGUCAAGCUUCAAGUUGUCUGGAAAUAUGCCGCUUAAAUAAGUACGAUUUCGGAUUGUUGAAACAUUCCUCAUCUCAUCACAGCUCUCUGUUAAAUUCAGAAUUGACUACAAACUCCUGCUAUUUACCUUCACAUCCACCAACAACUCCCUCAUACUUGUCCACUCUCCUCCACAUCGCUGCUCGAUCCUCCUCACUCAGAACCUCAUUCUUCCUUCAUCUGACUGUUUCUUUUACCCACCAAAGGAACAUAGGGGGCAGAGCCUUCAGCAGGGUCAAGACUAGUUUUAGGGCUAGGCUUAGAGGCUGAACUUUGGAAUUCACUCCCUCAGGGAUUAGUAUUAUUGACUUAAGUCACAAAACAUCUUUCUACUGAGCUGAAUCACUAUGGCUGGUUCUUCACCGUAGCUGUUUCAUGAUGAUUUAACAUCUGUGAUCCUUUCAACAAACUGUCCUUUGCUGUCUAAUCUUUUUUUGCUUGUACAAUGCCCUCAGUUUUGAUCAAAUGUAUUCAUAUUAUUUUAGUUAACAUUUUGGCAAAUAAUGCAGAACAUUUGCAAUAUUAAAUUGUAUUUGUCAGGAAGGGGGGUUGACAAAGGACCCAAACUGCAGAGAUGGGAGGCAGGUGGUUGCUAGAGGAGCAUGUUCUGCUCUGAUGGGUCCGGAAAAAAGUUUGGCUGGUCCAUUCGGUCAGGUAGGAACGUUGAUGAAGGACCCAAAGUGCAGAGCUGGGAGGCACACGGUUCCAAGUAUAGGGGGGCAAGUAAACAGGAAGAAGACCGUCAUAUCCCUGACCGUCUUCUUCCUGUUUACUUGGUUUGUCUCCAGUUAGUUUUGUUAGGUUCCCCUGCUCAGCAGCGCUUUCUGUUUUGGAAAUAAACCCCUUAAACUUGGAACCGUGUGCCUCCCGUCUCUGCAUUUUGGAAAUAUCUGACAGUAUUAAAACCAGAAGCUUCAUGUUGCUUUAAAAUAAAAUAAAAAACGCUCCUUGAAAUAUGAUUUGUAUUAUUUAGUAAUUUUUUAAUACUGGAAAUAAUUGGUGUUUAAACAACUAUUAAAAAUUAACAACAUUUUCUGUACUUAAACAAAGCAACAUUUUCUAUUAUGUUUAUUAUAUGAUUUGUUUUUGUUGAUUUUUUUCUGUGUAUCUAUAUUUUUUCAAAUAUCCUAAAUAGAUUUGUUGUAAAAUUUAUUCUUUGAAUGCUUUAGAAUUUUUUUGGAUGGCUUUUUAUUGUUACAUUAUCAUUUCAAUAUAGUGCUAUUACAUGUUUUUUAUAUGUGUUUUAUUAUUUUAGAAUUAAAUUAACUUUCUCAGUCUCACUCUUCUGGGUUUGUAAAUGUUUGUUUUUUUAUCUAAAUUUUAUCACACAAAGUUAUGUGAUGGAAUGAAACAGAAACAGGAAGAUUAUAUUUGAAUAAAACCCUUUGUAAUUUAGACUAAACUUUAGACAUAGUCAUUAUAUUUGUAACAGUUUUCUUGCUGGACUGGAUGGCAAAAAAGAGGAAGGAAGAAGAGAGAGGGAUUUUAGAGAGGAGGGGGGGUAGGAGGGUGAUGAUAGAAGGGGGGUAAAAUCAUGAAGCAUCAUAAAGCAACAAGUUGCUGGAAGUUUAUAAUCAUUACUGUCAGGUUUAGAUGA
Oryzias latipes (Japanese medaka) is the source of this 4488-nucleotide messenger RNA. RefSeq names its product B-cell receptor CD22. Gene Ontology annotation, cellular component: extracellular exosome; early endosome; external side of plasma membrane. The record is from RefSeq and is a predicted model, not a curated record. Gene Ontology annotation, biological process: negative regulation of B cell receptor signaling pathway; regulation of B cell proliferation; B cell activation. NCBI's taxonomy places the organism in Eukaryota, Metazoa, Chordata, Actinopteri, Beloniformes, Adrianichthyidae. Gene Ontology annotation, molecular function: protein phosphatase binding; CD4 receptor binding; sialic acid binding.